Molecule: messenger RNA, 372 nt
Organism: Soboliphyme baturini
Lineage: Eukaryota; Metazoa; Nematoda; Enoplea; Dioctophymatida; Soboliphymatidae
Source: the annotation of a GenBank genome assembly
AUGUCCUCGUCGUCGUCCAAGAAGCAGCAGCCUCUGACCCCCGGCAUGCAGGCGAAGUCCAACGCGUGGAUUAACGUCUUGGAGCACCAGUUUUUGAGAAAACUCGGUCUGACGGCGCGUCCCCGUCCGCAGAGGCCCGUGCGGGUGCCCGACAAGCUGAAGACCCUGUACGGGCAGCUGUCCUCAUUCGACGCCGACAGCGGUCACUGGACGACGAAGACCUCGGCGCCGAUGUGGAGCUCGGCAAGAACCUUCGAACCGGAAGGUACGUACGCUUUGCGUGUUCGCUUUCUCGUUCAGCACUUCCUUCGCGUUCGUCCGGUCGUUCACUGCAUGCACCACUGCGCGCAGCCGUCAAUUAAUUAUAAGUAA